Messenger RNA from Scatophagus argus, 1769 nucleotides. RefSeq names its product aconitate decarboxylase 1 (gene acod1). Lineage: Eukaryota; Metazoa; Chordata; Actinopteri; Scatophagidae. The coding region runs from base 193 to 1620 and encodes 475 amino acids. The transcript is spliced from 5 exons. Gene Ontology annotation, molecular function: lyase activity. The record is from RefSeq and is a predicted model, not a curated record.
UUAGUGCUGUAGAUUAGGUCAAAAAAGUAAAAUGAUGACAUCCAGUCAUUCUGAAAGUUCUUACUUCUCAUCAUGGUGGUUUUUUGACCAUUUUGGAAAUUUGGAAGACCAGCCCUCAGAUUGCUAAAUUACCUAUAAAAGACUUCUGCACUUGGAUGUUUUGUCACUGGAGGACAUUGAUGAGGUACAGCAAUGCUGCGCAAGGGUAUUACAGAGAGCUUUGGAGUUGCUGUCCAUGCCCUCAACACCACCCAGCUGACAGAUGGUGUGAUUAACAGGAGCAAAAGGAUGAUGCUGGACACCCUGGGUGUUGGGCUGUUAGGAACCAGGACAGCUGUCUUCAACAAGGCUCUCAAGUACAGCCAGUUGUUUACGUCUGAGGAGAGGAGCAGUGUUUGGGGCAAAUCACAGGCAGCUCUUCCUCCUCCUUAUGCUGCUUUUGUCAAUGGCAUCGCGGUUCACUCCAUGGACUUUGACGACACGUGGCACCCGGCUACUCAUCCCUCAGGAGCCGUGCUGCCGGCCCUGCUGGCCCUGGCAGAGUCUUUGCCCAGCCAGACUUCUGGUCUUGACCUGCUGCUGGCCUUCAAUGUUGGUAUCGAGGUGCAGGGCAGACUCAUGAGGUUCUCCAGAGAGGCCUACAACAUACCUGAAAGAUUCCACCCUCCCAGUGUUGUUGGGGUGAUGGGCAGUGCUGCAGCCUCAGCGAAGCUCCUGGGCCUGUCCCCGACACAGUGCCGUCACGCUCUGGCUAUCGCAGCCUCCUCUGCUGGAGCUCCCUUGGCCAACGCUGCCACACAAACCAAACCUCUCCAUGUAGGUAAUGCUGCUCGGAGAGGCCUGGAGGCGGCUCAGCUGGCCCAGAUGGGUCUGGAGGGAAAUCCAGUCAUCCUGGAUAUGGACUGCGGGUUUGGGGUUUACUACAAGGACUACAGCCCUUCAGCGAUGGCAUAUCCCACAUCUAGUGACUUUAAAUGGAUCCUGGAAGAUCAGGAUGUGGCCUUCAAGCGUAUCCCCGCUCAUCUGGGGAUGCACUGGGUUGUGGAUGCAGCGCUGGCAGCCCGUGCAAAGCUAGAAAACACAAUCUGGAACUUUGACCUCAGCCAGAUAAGGCGGGUCACACUUCGAGUGCCUCCGUCCAAGUACAUUGACUGCCCCUUUCCUACCACAGAGCACCAAGCUAGGCAUUCAUUUCAGUUCAAUGCCUGCUCCGCUCUACUGGAUAACAAAGUGACGGUGUCCUCCUACACUGAAGCUCACGUUAACCGCCCCGCUCUGAAGGAGCUCUUGUCCAAAGUCAAGGUGGAAACCCCAAAGGUCAACCAACCCAGCUUUGACAAGAUGUACUGUGAGGUUGAGGUUGAAACACAUCAGGGGCAGAGUUGCACAGCCAGGUGUGAUACCUUUUAUGGCCACUGGAGGAAGCCACUGAGUCAGGAGGACCUGGUGGGGAAGUUCAGUGUUAAUGCUUCAUCAGUGUUGUGCACAGAGGGAGUGGAGGGCGUGAUUGAUGUGAUAGAAAACAUUGAGAAAGUGAGGGAAAGCUCAGUCUUGGGCUCAUAUCUGAGAAUGACAAGUAGUCCACACGAGCAGCUCUACAACUCAGCUCGGCUUUGGUGAUUUUACUUCGUUUGAUGAAGCCAGUGUAGUGAAUGUGUUCUAUCUAAUCUAAUCUAAUGAAGUCAUUUAAUAUUUUAAACCUGCAAAAGUGUAAGAAACAUCAUAAUGUAAAUAUUUUACGCUCCAAAUAAAGUGAAAGGAUAAAGUGA